AUUGAACAUCCCUAACUUCACAUUCACAAAUUAUAAAGUUGAAUUUCCUGAAAUUUACAUGCUGAAAUUCAUGGAAAGAAAUUUUCCAACUAGUUAUCUGUUUGAAGUACAACAUGAAGCUAAACAGCAAUAUACAAAUUAUGGGACGAAAUAUUAUUUUAGUGCCUUACAAAGAACGCCAUGUGCCUAAAUACCAUAACUGGAUGAAAUCAGAAGAAUUACAAAAACUUACGGCAUCAGAACCUUUAACACUGGAAGAAGAAUACAAAAUGCAAAAAUCUUGGCAAUUAGAUGAUGACAGUAAUGAUAUUGAAUUUAACUUUAUCUAGACAAAGUUAAAAAUGUUGAAGUUAAUUAUCAAUUACAUUUUCAGAAUGUACUUUUAUUAUACUGGAUAAAUAUGCUUUAUGUGAACAAAACAGUACUGAGAUUGAUGCAAUGAUUGGUGAUACAAAUAUUUUCAUAACAAAUAAAGACAAAAUGCUUGGUGAAAUUGAAAUCAUGAUUGCAGAGAAAACAGCGAGAGGUAAAAAAAGAGGUUGGGAGGCAGUCAUUUUAAUGCUUCUUUAUGGAAUCCAUCAUAUUAAAAUAAAUAUCUUUGAAGCAAAAAUUUACAUUGGCAAUACUGUAAGUAUUUCUUUGUUUGAAAAGUUAGGAUUUGAAGAAAAAACGAGAAGUGAAAUUUUCCAAGAAAUAACAUUGGAAAAAAUUGUGGAUGAGAAAUGGAUCAAAAGUCUAGAAAGUAAUUUUUUGUUGGAAAUACAAAGUUAUUAAUAAAUUGUUCUUAAGAUAUUUCUUGUCUUUCUUAAAAUCAAAAUCAUAUUUUUCUUUAUCAGUUAACCAGUUCAGUUCAGACUUGAGUGAAUGAAAGUAUGGAAACUUAAUACAAGUCCCUCACAAUGAACACACAAGCACAUUAUUCACCAAGGGUAGCAGACAGAAAAUAACACAAUAUUAAUACAGUUAUUAAUUACUGCUGAUGCAGGCUGUCUCCGUUUGCAUCAUCUGUGCAAGCUGAAAUGUUAUUAUGAUAAUAAUGAUAUAAUUUUAACUAUAGGACUUUUGCUCCAGUUUAUAUAUAUAAAAAAAAAAUUGAUAUACCACAUUUUUAAAACUGACUAAAAAGUAUAAAAUACUUUUUUAUAUUCUUACAUUGUCAUCCAAUUCUAAGCUAUGUUCAAUAUUUCAAUUAACUAGCUUGUUGGGAAUUUAGUUUAAAAUCAAUUUCUAAAUUCGACCCGAUUGUUUUAGCAAUACCACUCCAUGAACUGAUGCAGUAGUCUAUAAGUGGUUGGCAUAGAGUGUACACUGUGUGUGCUUAAGAGAUCUAAAGAUGUAAACUAGUUUGCAUAACCUAUAGACUUUGCGUUAUAGCAUGGUGCGGGUGACAACUUACACUUUUGGCAUGUCCAGAGAUGGAAUAUUGUUAAAUCGAGUUAAAAAAGACGAUUAAUGAUACACAAAGCAAAGCAAAAACUAUCGAUGAGCUAUCGAUAUAAAAAUUAAAACGGAAACAUAUGUUUCUUUAUAAACUACAAUGCAUGUAAAAUUAAGUAAAAUUUUAAUAUAAAUUAUAACAUAAUAGCUGUUCCCGGACCUCGCCCCUUUUGCUGUUUAUUACGUUUGGAUUUCAUGAUUUUAAUUUUUUUGCACAGAAUCCUAAUUUUUUUUUCUAAAAUAAAAUUCGCCUGUAUUAGUCCUUAUAACAUCAGCUAUCUGUCAGUGUCAUCUAUAAGCCGGAACAAACAGACAGUAAGACAAACAUUGUAAAAAUUGUUUUUGUCUUUGUUAUAAAUUCCGUAUAUUAUAAUUUCAUAUGUAUUUAGUAAAAGGCUGUUAUUUUGAUAUUUCAAAUAGGGAUGUGAAAAAAGAAUCCAUUUUCAUAUUAAUCGAUUAUUUUUUCUUAUAAUCGAUUUUUAAAAGUAGAUUUUUUUAUAAUAAAAAUCGAUUUUUAAUAAAUCGAUUAUGUAACUUACGUGUUUUAAUCGCUUUUUGUAAUCAGCGUCAUCUGUGCGAUGGAUGUAAAAAAGUGAAGUUCAAUAUCAUGAAUAAGUCGAUCAAAAGAACAGCGUCAUCUGUGCGACAGAUGAAAAAACGCUAAGUAAGUUCACUAACAUGAACAAGUCAUCAAAAGACGGUGCCACCUGUAUUUAUCUCUACAUAUGCAAAACAGUUUCGCCUUUCGUAUGUUCUCAACGUACUAUUCUGUGGUUUUGUUUCUUUCUUUAGAGAAUGUAAAUAAUUGUUGUAACAAUAAAAAUGUCUUGUAAAACACCUAAUAAUGGCUGACGAAAGUAUUUUAUAAUGAAAAAAUAAUAGCGGCCAACACGUCAAUAGGCAAAAAUACUGAAUUGGACCUUUAUAUUGCGGCACCACUCAAAUCUCAAAGCAGAUGCCCUCAAUAUAUGGAGCUCUGAAGAAACUUUCCCUAAACUGACCGAAUUGGCUCUUAAACACCUCUUUGUGAUGGCCAGUUCCGCGCCAGCCGAAAUAUUAUUUUAAAAAGUGGAAAAUAUUGUCAGGAAAAAAACGAAACUGUGUUUUACAAAACAGACGAAAAAGAAUGUUGGUAAAAUUAUUGUUUUUAAACUCUUUAACUGAAAAUUCAUGGCAAUAUUAUUUACUUUUUUUGUUUACACAAGUUUAAAAAAAGAUUUGUCUUGUAUUUUAGUUUUGAGACCAAAAUGUUGUCCUUUGAUUAGUUAUAAUUAUAUUUUUAAUUUAUUUUCAUUCUAGUCCAAUGUAAAUAAUACUAAACAUUAGUGGCAAUAAUUAUUUAUAGUUUUUUUGUUUAAACUUAAAGUUUAAAAAAAUAUUUAUUUUGUAUAUUAGUUUUGAGACCAAAAGGUUUGAUUAUUUAAACUUAUAGUUUUGUUUUAUUUUCAUUCUAAUCUAAUGUCAAUGGUUCUGAACAUUUGUAGCAAUAAUGAUAUUUUUCGUUUGUUCAAACUUACUUUAAAAAAACUAUUGUUUACUAAACUUAUCGUUUCUUUUUAUUUUGGUUCUAGUUCUAAUAAAUUGUUAAAUGGCAUGUGGCAAUAGC
This is a messenger RNA of Parnassius mnemosyne (clouded apollo), 3043 nucleotides long. NCBI's taxonomy places the organism in Eukaryota, Metazoa, Arthropoda, Insecta, Lepidoptera, Papilionidae. The record is from the annotation of a GenBank genome assembly.